This is a messenger RNA of Mugil cephalus (flathead mullet), 2189 nucleotides long. It is a transcript of the gene wdr5, whose product is annotated as WD repeat domain 5. The transcript is spliced from 14 exons. Lineage: Eukaryota; Metazoa; Chordata; Actinopteri; Mugiliformes; Mugilidae. Gene Ontology annotation, cellular component: Set1C/COMPASS complex. The coding region runs from base 234 to 1235 and encodes 333 amino acids. Gene Ontology annotation, molecular function: histone binding. The record is from RefSeq and is a predicted model, not a curated record.
GCAUGCGCACAGCACCAUCGCAGCCACAUUCCCCGCUUCUCCCUCUUCGCAGUUCGCAGGUUUUCCGAGCAGGCAAAUAUCUCGGAGCGAGACGCUUGGUUUACGCGUUCUCCAUGAUCGUCUGAACAAACAUCGGUGCGGUUUUAUUUUCCUGUCUAUACGAGGACUAGCAAUCUAAGCGUGACGCCGCAUUUAAACCCCGACUGUGCGCGAUAGAUGCUGAUUUCCUCACCAUGGCAACAGAAGACAAGAAACCAGAGACUGACACAAAACCUCCAGUCGUCCAGUCAGCAUCCGCCAGCCAAAGCAAGUCUGCGCCCGCGAAGCCAAACUACAGCCUGAAGUUCACGCUAGCCGGUCACACUAAAGCCGUGUCCUCCGUCAAAUUCAGCCCGAGUGGAGAGUGGCUCGCCAGCUCAUCUGCUGAUAAACUCAUCAAAAUCUGGGGCGCGUACGACGGCAAGUUUGAGAAAAGCAUAUCUGGACACAAGCUUGGCAUAUCUGACGUGGCCUGGUCCUCUGACUCCAACCUCCUGGUGUCUGCGUCUGAUGACAAAACCCUGAAGAUCUGGGACGUCAGCUCUGGCAAGUGCUUAAAAACCCUGAAAGGUCACAGCAACUACGUCUUCUGCUGCAACUUCAACCCCCAGUCCAACCUCAUUGUGUCCGGCUCGUUCGAUGAGAGCGUAAGGAUAUGGGACGUGAAGACCGGGAAAUGUUUGAAAACACUGCCGGCUCAUUCUGACCCCGUCUCUGCCGUCCACUUCAACAGGGACGGCUCUCUGAUCGUGUCCAGUAGCUACGACGGCCUCUGUCGAAUCUGGGACACGGCGUCGGGGCAGUGUUUAAAGACACUCAUAGACGACGACAACCCUCCGGUGUCCUUCGUGAAGUUCUCCCCCAACGGGAAAUACAUCCUGGCUGCUACUCUGGAUAACACGCUGAAGCUGUGGGACUACAGCAAAGGAAAGUGCUUGAAAACGUACACGGGCCAUAAAAACGAGAAGUACUGCAUAUUCGCUAAUUUCUCCGUCACCGGGGGCAAGUGGAUCGUGUCCGGCUCGGAGGACAACAUGGUUUAUAUCUGGAACCUGCAGACCAAGGAGAUCGUGCAGAAGCUCCAGGGACACACAGACGUCGUCAUCUCGACCGCCUGCCACCCGACAGAGAACAUCAUCGCGUCCGCGGCUUUAGAAAACGACAAAACCAUCAAGCUAUGGAAAAGCGACUGCUAAAGCCCUUUUGGAUCCCCGAGGCCAUUCACCUUUCUUUUAAUAUUUUUGUUUUUCUUUUCUACAUUUUGUUGUAAGAAAAAGGGACUUUUUUUCUAACGGAGAGCUCCUGCUGGAUGCAGAGGAAAUCGGCAAGGAUCAGCAAGCAAUCAGACACACACACACACAUACGCAAACACACACACACACACACAGACGCAGUCCUGCAGCAGACACUGUCCUCUCGUCGUCGGUGCGUGCGCCACAUUCGGUCGUCUCAUUAGGGAAAGCGAGUUUUGUUUUGGUUGGCAGCGAUGUCCUGGUGCUUCAGUAUUUGUUUUUUUUUUUUCUUCUUCUUCUUCUUUUUUUUUUUUAACACCGCAUUAAUCUUAAGGUCACCGCCUCGUAACAGCUCCUGCACGCGGAUCUCGUCUCGUACAGUAAAUGUAAUAGUUAUUUGGCCUUUGUAUGCACGCUCAUGCCUUUUUUGAUUUGUGACCAUCAGAUUAAGAUAAAAAAAAAAAAAAAGAAAAGUGAAAUCUAAAGUAAAGCUGCCACAGCAAGAUAUUAACUAAGUCCUGUGCUGAUUUUUUGUGGCAACAAACCAGAUUUUUGAAAGAUUAAAUUGCAACACGAUGUUAGAUAAAAGAUAAAAAUUUCAUACAUGGUGUCAGUUUCUUCUUCUCUGUCGAACAUAAUUAACCCCUUCUUCUAAAAAUCAGUUUACAGACUACAAGUGACCAAAUGCAGUUAUAUUUGUGUUCUAGUAUUUGUACAUAAGACAUUGACAUGAACUGUGAUUUCAUUACUUUAGCCGCCUGUGUUCUCCGUGCUCCUCUGCUUGAUUAGCUCCUAGCUCUGCACACACAGCCAGCAGCCUCUGUUCUCUGUAGUAAACCUGGAUUUUUGUGGCGUAUACUGUAUGUUUGCAUUUGACAGCUACACCCCACAACUUAAUAAAAACCAGUUCUUUUUGUA